Molecule: messenger RNA, 1314 nt
Organism: Mollisia scopiformis
Lineage: Eukaryota; Fungi; Ascomycota; Leotiomycetes; Helotiales; Mollisiaceae
Exons: 2
Coding region: 61-1314 (417 amino acids)
Source: RefSeq, a predicted model, not a curated record
ACUUCGGAGAACAUAUUCAAGCUGAUUUGUGGACAGCCUCAAUACCAGAUUAUCUCAAGUAUGGCGAGCUUCACACCUAUCAACGAUGAGUUUGAACAGGCGCGAAUCAGAGCUGAAGCUGAUCUCUCCACAUCUAAGCAAAGCUCCAAGUUUACUCCGACCCUCGAGAUUUCAGAUUCGGAAGGGGACGAAUCCGACCUCGAAGAUGAAACUGAAUUUUCUAAGGACGAGCAGCUUAUGGAUAUACUCAAUGAUAGUCUCGACGAGAGUGACGAGGAAGACAGCAAGAGUAGCAUGGACGAGGAUUCUGAGUCUGAUGAAGACUCAACGGAGAUGAAUCUCGAUCAUGAGCAGCAAAACACUACGGACGUGGCUAUGGCUGAGUCCAAAUUUGAUGCAGAAGGUUCUAAGCUUCCUGAGGAUCAAGCAGCACAUCUGAAGACAAACACUCUCAACUUCGAAGAAAAGUCUUCUACUUUCAUCCAAGCUCCCAAGUUGUCGUUCCAUGACCUUGAGACGCAACGUCGGCAAAUCCUCUGCGGAUCUUCGAAGUAUGUGUCUAUGUACAUCUCAUCCGAUGCCGACAAAGACUUGAAGUUCAAAGUCACAGCCCUGCACAAAAAGAUCCAAGAGCUGGAAGAGGCCAAAAAGCGGAUCGAGAGGGAGAUCGAGACUUGCGAACACGAAAUCGAAGUCGCUGGCAAACUUAAGAUCAAACAACAAGUCAGCACGUUGUUGACACAUAACGGACUCUCACCAGAACUGAUGGCCGAAUUCGAUGCAUUCUGCACAUCUAUCGAGCCCUUGUGCAACAAGAGAGCUGGAGAGUCGAUCACUUGCUUCGGAGAUCACAAAAACUCAUACAUUAAGUACGACCCGGCUCUAGAGCUUUUCAAGGAGAAUGUUGAAGAUGACUACAACAUAUGCCACUAUCGCUGCGAGGCUUCGAAGAUCGACGGUCCAUGGGUCAUUGGUGUAUCUGGUGUCCCAGAGCCUAAGAAAGAGUAUAUCGUGGAGUUCUGGCCAAUCAAGCCUCCUGUCAAACGAGGUAGAAAGGCUUCCACAUGGGGAGAACUAUUUCCACUUCUUUAUCAGCUUGCCUUGACUGCGGCCGGUAACGGCUCGGAAGCAGCUCUUGAUAUGCUCGUAGCAAUUCCAGACAAAGACUCGUCUUGCAAAGGUGGAUGGCUCUUCGAGUACGAGUUUGACUCGACCUUGAAGAAUCAUGCUAUUGUUUCGAAGAGAUGGAGAUUCCGAGGAUCUUAUCUUGUUGAGAAGCCAGUGGCGGCGGAUGAGAGGAAGAAAAAGUUUUGA